Messenger RNA from Camelina sativa (false flax), 2664 nucleotides. Its product is annotated as protein OCTOPUS. The record is from RefSeq and is a predicted model, not a curated record. Gene Ontology annotation, cellular component: plasma membrane. NCBI's taxonomy places the organism in Eukaryota, Viridiplantae, Streptophyta, Magnoliopsida, Brassicales, Brassicaceae.
AUAAGUGUAAAGGUUUAAUAUGUUUUUUUGUCUGAAAUAAAAGUAACAACAAAAAUUAAGAUCUUGGCUUAUAUCAUCAAUAAAGCUGGACAAAAUUUAUAGAUAACCGUACAUUAAACACGCUAAAACCAUAUACUAACUACUAAAAACAUUAUACUAUUAUUAUUCGAAAAAACUGAUUUAUUUUAUUUUGGUUUUUGGUUCUUUCUCUGCUUUGAUAAUAAUUCUUUAGUUUUGUUGUUUCUCUUCAAUCUCCUUUCUCUUUCAAUUACCGUUGGAACAAGACCAAGUUUCAGAGACAAUACUUCCCCCAAUCUCUCUCUCUCUCUCUCUCUCUCUAUAAGCCAAGACCAGAGACAGUGAUGACGAUAUAGCUAUGAGCAAGAGGGAGAGAAUCCAUAACAACCAUUAUUUCCCGUCAUGAAUCCACCUACUGACCCACCAGUCUCCGUCGCCGCAUCAUCAGCAGCAGCUGCUUUAGCUCCGCCUCCACAACCUCCACAGCCUCACCGUCUCUCUACCUCUUGCGACCGUCACCCAGAAGAGCGUUUCACCGGUUUCUGCCCUUCUUGUCUCUGUGAGCGUCUCUCCGUCUUAGAUCAGAGCAACAAUGGCGCUGCCUCCUCCUCAUCUUCUUCUCGGAAACCUCCCACCAUCUCCGCUGCGGCUCUCAAGGCUUUUUUCAAGCCUUCCGGUAACAGCGGAGUAGGCGGUGUAAACAACAGCGGAAACGGCCGGGUUAAACCCGGAUUCUUCCCUGAGCUCCGUCGUACUAAAUCUUUCUCAGCGUCUAAAAUCAACGAAGGGUUCUCAGGAGUGUUUGAGCCACAACGUAGGUCUUGUGACGUCCGUAGCUCUCUUUGGAACUUGUUUAGCCAAGACGAGCAACCAAACCUUCUAACCUCUGUCUCCGGCGGCAAUGAUGUUGAAGUCGAGCCGAGGAAAUCUAGCGUUGCGGAGCCUGUUUUAGAGGUUAACGAUGAAGGAGAAGCUGAAAGCGACGACGACGUCGAAGAGGAAGUGGAGGACUACGUCGAAGCUGGAGACUUUGAGAUUCUUAAUGAUUCCGGCGAACUAAUUAGAGAACAAAGCAACGAAAUUGUUGAAGAGAUCGAAGAGGUCGUUGUGGUAACGGAAGCUAUAAGAGAAGAGGAGCUGAAGCCGAUUAAGGAUUACAUAGAUCUUGAUUCUCAAACCAAGAAGCCAUCGGUGCGACGGAGCUUUUGGUCGGCGGCCUCUGUUUUUAGCAAGAAGCUUCAGAAAUGGAGACAGAAUCAAAAGAUGAAGAAGCGGCGCAACGGCGGCGACCAUAGGCCGGGAUCAGCUAGAUUACCGGUGGAGAAACCGAUUGGGAGACAGCUCCGUGAUACUCAGUCGGAGAUCGCUGAUUAUGGAUUCGGCCGGAGAUCGUGCGAUACAGAUCCUAGAUUCUCCCUCGACGCCGGAAGAUUCUCUCUUGACGCCGGAAGAUUCUCCGUUGACAUCGGUAGGAUCUCUCUGGAUGACCCUCGUUACUCGUUCGACGAGCCGAGAGCUUCUUGGGACGGGUCUUUGAUCGGACGGACAGCGUUUCCUCCCGCCGCGAGAGCUCCUCCUCCGCCGUCGAUGCUCUCGGUGGUGGAAGAUGCGCCGCCGCCGGUGCACCGCCACGUAGCCCGAGCGGAUAUGCAGUUUCCGGUGGAAGAACCGCCGCCGCCGGUGGUUAAUCAAGCUAACGGAGUGUCCGACCCGGUUGUAAUCCCGGGCGGGUCAAUCCAAACCCGAGACUACUACACUGACUCAUCGUCACGGAGGCGGAAGAGUCUCGACAGGUCAUCAAGCUCUAUGAGGAAAACGGCUGCAGCGGUUGUGGCUGAUAUGGACGAGCCAAAGCUUUCAGUGUCGUCGGCUAUAUCAAUAGAUGCUUACUCAGGAGGAUCAAUGAGAGAUAAUAACUAUGCCGUGGAGAACACGGAUAACGGGUUUUUCCGGGAACCGGCGAUGAUGGGCGGCGAGAGGAAAGUAAAUAGUAACGAUAAUAGUAACAAGAAGUCGAGGAGGUGGGGGAAAUGGAGCAUCUUAGGACUUAUUUACAGGAAGAGUGUUAACAAGUAUGAGGAAGAAGAAGAGGAAGAGGAUAGGUAUAGGAGAUUAAACGGUGGAAUGGUGGAGAGAUCGUUGUCGGAGUCAUGGCCGGAGCUGAGGAAUGGAGGUGGAGGGCCGAGGAUGGUGAGGAGUAAUAGCAAUGUGAGCUGGAGGAGUACCGGUGGGGGAUCACAGAGGAAAGUCCAUGGGUUGGAUAGGAAUAAGAGUUCAAGGUACUCACCUAAGAAUGGGGAAAACGGAAUGUUGAAGUUUUACUUGCCAACUAUGAAAGGUAGCCGGAGAGUGAGCGGUGCAGGUGGCGGCGGUGGUGGUGGCGGAGGGUGGGCGAAUAGUCACGGGCAUUCAAUAGCGAGGAGUGUAAUGAGGCUGUACUGAUUGGAUCAACAAAUUGUUCAUUGGAUGGUUUAGGGGUUUAGCUCUAUGCAGUCUGAACCUUUGUUAUUUUCUCGUUGGGUUGGGUUUAAUUUUGGUGCAAUUGGUUUACUUUUUUUUUUAUGUUAAGAGGGGGGGGGGAGGCAUUUUCAAACGAAUCACUUGUUGACAUUGUCUAUUUUAACCGGAAUAAACCGCCUUUAACCA